GGCUCUAAGGACAUGUAGAGGCAAUGAAAUAAAGACUCCUAGUAAAUAGAUUAAGGAGGUAAUCAAUGUUAGGAUCCAAUUCUAUAUACUGUAUUGCUUGAGUUAGAAUUGAAGGACUGCUAUAAUUUCUUGCAAAAAAAGCUGUCAUCUAAAGGAACAUCUAAAGGAAACCAAAUUCUGCAGACAGAAGACUUCAGACUGCUUAAUAAUGCUACCUACGUUCACAAUCGUGAAGAUGUAACCAAACUGACGAAUCGACUAUAUUUCUUGCUUAGGGCAUCGACACCGUUGCCACAAAGUCCUGCAAAGGAGCACCAUCGGCGAUCUGCAGCCAUUAAGAUCUAGCUGGGAAAACCAAAAGACCCUCAUUAUUUUCCCCGUGCAGAAGCAUAGAGCUCCUUGGGUAAAGAUCGAAGCUCUUUUGGUAGAACGGUGGCGGUAGCUCCCUCUGCAGUUCCUGUCCAAUCGUGGUGUGACGAGCAGCAGCAGGCGUUUCCCUUCGCAGCCUUCCAGAUUCACGCUGCUGCUAUUGACUAUCGGGGCACGCCGUCGGAAGAAAGAGAUCCGCUCACGAGCGGAUUCUACCCGAGUCUGCAGCAUUAAACGCGCGGAGCAGAAGAGAACGUGGGCUAAGGCAUGGGCCCCAAAACCGUCGGUGUCAGCUGCAGGUUUUUCGCGUUGCUGAUCAUGAGCAUUUUCUUAAGCUUGACCUGGGCAGCAAGGGCCCAACCGGUCGUCCCCUGCAAGGCCCCGCUGCAAUGGGAGGGCCGCAUGGUGGAGUACGACCACAGCAACGGCAGGAAUAUCCGUGCCAUGGUGUCUUACGAUAGUCCCAACCAACGCCUCCGUGUUCUAGAAGAAAAAAAGAGGUUCAUCCCUUGCAGAAAAUUUUUUGAAUACAUAUAUCUUUAUAAAGAUGCAGUGAUGUAUCAGAUUGAACAACUGACAAAGCUGUGUUCAAAGAUUUCUUUGAGUGAGCCUUGGGAUCCUUAUGACAUUCCUGACAACUCAACUUAUGAAGAUCAGUACUACAUCGGAGGACCAAGUGAUCAAAUUAUGGUCCAGGAAUGGUCUGACAGGAAGCCAGCUAGGAAACUUGAAAAUUGGGUGGGAGUUUACACAAUCAAGGACUGUUACCCAGUUCAGGAAACCUACACCAAGAACUACAGUGUGACAACCUCCUCGCGUUUCUUUGACCUCAAGCUUGGAAUAAGUGACCCAUCUGUUUUCAUCCCUCCCAGCACUUGCCAGACAGCUCAGUCAGAAAAGAUGACUUAUGUAUGCUGAUGGUUGAUCUUGGUUUCUACAUUGCAUAUAUUUAUAUGGCAGCCCAACUCAGACCUGAUGACUCCAAGUACCAUGCAUAAUUAAAAAAACAACAUAAAAACCCCGGGAGACUACUCCCACAUGAUCGUAACAACUGCAAACAUGUGGAGCCAUUGACCAUCUCUGGAUCAGUCUGGGAUCCCCAGGCCUGCUGACAGAACCAUAUCUUCAGGGCUUUCUGGAAAAAUAGCAAAGAAGGGGCCAACUUAUUUCCAAGGAAAUGAUAUUUCAGAAGAAGGGAGCCACUAUAGAGAAAGCCCUUUUUCUAGGUCCUGUUUGAUGAAUCUUCUUAAUAGAUGGGACUCACAAUAUAGCCUGCUGUCCCACUUUGGUGAACAGGAUAGAUGAAAAAGGUUUCUCUCAAGAGUCAUUUAAAAUUCAGGUGAAUUUUUGUGAUAAUGAGAAACUAUAUAUAAAUCUUAUUUUCCUGUAUGAAAAGAUCUAUCUGAUGCUCUUCUUGUCUUCAUAGUCACUAUUAAAAUAUGUACAAUGUCUUCUCAGGAAAUUUUAAAACAUUCUUAAGAAAUAUGCAACAUAUCGUUAUUAUUAUUCUGAUAGUCUAGAAGAGAAGUAACUUUAGUGAAGAUUAUUGUUAUAUCAGCAAGACUAAGGAAAAUCACCAGAAUCACUAUUGUUAGUUUUGGAAACGGAAACAAAUACAAGAAGAAAAAAGUUUUAAUGGGUCAUACAAAAGACUGUUCUUUAUAUAAUCAAAAUUAAAUUACAGAUAGUCCUCCAGUUACAACAAUUCACUUAGCAAUGGUUCAAAGUUAUGACAUUUUUGCUGAAAGUACUUAUGACCCAGUCCCAAAGUCACAUAUGUUGUAGCACCACAGCAGUUGUUCACCCUUACAACUGAGAUACAGAGAUGCUGCAAUAUGUUCCCUGUCUGUUUUCCCCCACCAUGGCCUGCCAGAUCUCUGCAGGAAUUGAGUUUACUUUGGUAGCUCAUUGCAUUCCACAUGCUCCUCCCUACCUGUUAUUGACCUCUCAUUUGCCUUUGGAAGAUGUCCAGAGCUCAAAACAUCAAUGCGAAGCUGUUUUCCUUAGACCUUGUGUUCUUAUACAUACUUCCAUCCUCUUUGGAAAAACUUCUGCAAUUUGCGAGCACUAGGUUUGCCUCUCCCAUUCCCCACUGAGCCCCAGCCUAUCUCACAAGUGGGCGUGGCUCUGCCAUUUACUGGAAUGCUGAACCUGCCUAGUUGUUGCCAAUUGCGCACAAAGGGAGGCCUUGGGUGUCUUGUCCCUGCACUAGACUUUCAAAGACCCUCUCCACUCCUGAGGUACCUGAUAUGUUCUUAACAACUUGCUCAUUUGAUUAAUGAAUGCAUUAGAAAGAGGGGUGGAUGGCCUCGUUCCUUUAAU
Thamnophis elegans (Western terrestrial garter snake) is the source of this 2691-nucleotide messenger RNA. RefSeq names its product ependymin related 1 (gene EPDR1). Gene Ontology annotation, cellular component: lysosome; extracellular region. The transcript has 4 exons. Lineage: Eukaryota; Metazoa; Chordata; Lepidosauria; Squamata; Natricidae. Gene Ontology annotation, molecular function: calcium ion binding. The coding region runs from base 637 to 1287 and encodes 216 amino acids. Gene Ontology annotation, biological process: cell-matrix adhesion. The record is from RefSeq and is a predicted model, not a curated record.